AUGAAACAAAUCGAUGUGAAUGAAGAUCAGAUCCUUGUGGUGACCGCCGAAGACUCACUGCCGGAACAGUUCGACACAUCAGACUUACCCACGAGUCUAAUCAUCACAAACAUCGACAGCCGGGUGUUCACCGCCGACGCAGAUGUUCGGGACCACUUCGAGGAGACGUUCAAGAAGUUCGACACUUCGGCCACUUUUCAGUACUUCAAGAGCUUCCGGAGGGUUCGCGUGAACUAUUGCUCAGGCAUGAGUGCCGCACAGGCGAGGAUCAGAUGCCAUCAGAUGAGGAUUGGCGACGAGAUUGUUAACUGCUAUUUCGCCGGGCCAACCCUACCAAACCGGACGGACCCGAACGACGUACACCUUCACCCUCCGGCCCCACAAAAGCAAUUCCUAAUCAGUCCGCCGGCGUCGCCACCGGUAGGCUGGAAACCCGUGGACGAGGCCCAGCCCUGCAUAAACGUGGACCUACUGUCUGCGUUGGCCAACCUGACACCCGGUGCCACUCACGAGCUGCACCCGCAGUCCGACUCACAGCCCGGUAUUGUCGUACACGUGUGCGAAGAGGACGAGAAGAUAGGGGACAGUCGUCUGUCGGAUAAGGAAUGGAAGCCGAAGGUUAAGAUUCAACAGACCGCCCGACCCGGCGCUGCCAUCAUUCAGAGGUCACUGUCUGAGGGCUCCGAGGACUCCCUGUGCGCUACACCGCCUUAA
Oppiella nova is the source of this 714-nucleotide messenger RNA. The record is from the annotation of a GenBank genome assembly. NCBI's taxonomy places the organism in Eukaryota, Metazoa, Arthropoda, Arachnida, Sarcoptiformes, Oppiidae.